This is a messenger RNA of Gossypium raimondii (Peruvian cotton), 1695 nucleotides long. RefSeq names its product alpha,alpha-trehalose-phosphate synthase [UDP-forming] 1. Lineage: Eukaryota; Viridiplantae; Streptophyta; Magnoliopsida; Malvales; Malvaceae. Gene Ontology annotation, molecular function: catalytic activity. Gene Ontology annotation, biological process: trehalose biosynthetic process. The record is from RefSeq and is a predicted model, not a curated record. The transcript is spliced from 10 exons. The coding region runs from base 736 to 1380 and encodes 214 amino acids. Gene Ontology annotation, cellular component: cytosol.
AAGCUUCCAAUCUCAGUUCGAUGCUUAUAAGAAAGUGAACAAGUUGUUUGCCGAUGUGGUUAACGAGCACUACGAGGAAGGGGAUGUGGUUUGGUGCCAUGAUUACCACCUAAUGUUUCUUCCAAAAUACCUAAAAGAAUGGAACAGUAAAAUGAAAGUCGGUUGGUUUCUGCAUACCCAUUUCCUUCUUCUGAAAUCCAUCGGACACUGCCAUCUCGAUUGGAGCUGCUGAGGUCUGCUGCUGAUUUAGUAGGCUUCCAUGUAUAUGACUAUGCAAGGCAUUUUGUUUGUGCUUGUACUCGUAUUCUCGGGUGCCCUCGAAGGAGUAGAGGAUUGAGGAAAGUUGACUUGCGUAGCUGUAUUUCCAGUAGGGAUUGAUCCUGAUAAUUUCAUUUGAGCUCUUGAACUCCCUCGAGUACAAAAUCUCAUGGAAGAACUGAAAGAGAGGUUUGCGGGUCUAAAGGUAAUGUUGGGCGUUGAUCAGCUUGAUAUGAUCGAGGGAAUACCACAAAAGAUUUUGGCAUUUGAAAAGUUUCUCAAGUAAAAUCCUGAUUCGGGUGAUAAGGUGGUUCUCCUGAAAAUUGCUGUCCCUACCAGGACAGAUGUUCCCAAGUAUAAAGAGCUUACAAGCCAAGUCCAUGAGAUUGUUGGACGCAUUAAUGGAAGAUUUGGUACCCUUACUGAUGCACCAAUACAUCAUCUGAUGUAGCUCUUGUGACAUCUUUGAGGGAUGGAAUGAACCUCGCCAGCUAUGAGUUUGUUGCUUGCCAAGCAUCCAACAAAGAUUUUGCUGGGGCUGCUCAGUCUCUUGGUGCUGGAGCUAUUCUGGUUAAUCCGUGGAAUGUCACUGGAGUUGCUGAUGAAAGAGAAAAGCGUCACCGCCAUAACUUCAUGCAUGUGACUUCACAUACAUCUCAAGAAUGGGCCACAUCGUUUGUAAGUGAACUUAAUGAAACCAUUGUUGAAGCUCAAUCGAGGACAAGACGAAUUCAACCAUCACUCCUGAUUGAAGUUGCGGUUGAUCGUUACACACGUUUGAAUAAUCAAUUGCACAUACUGGGAUUUAAUGCAACUUUAUCUGAACCACUGGAUACCCUUGGGAGGAAGGGCAGUCAAAUUAAUUGGAGCCAAAGUUACAUUCGGAUUUACGAGAACCAAUCAAUUAUGUGCUGUAAGAGGAAAUAUGAGUUCGGAAAACGAAUGUGUUAUAGGGAUGAAGGCAUACAUUUUUUUGAGCUGAAAUAUCCUUCAGAAGUCCCAGCUUCAGUAUCACCCCAAGAACCAACUUCAGUUGGGACAUCUGCUGCCGGAUCGAUUGCAGCUCACCUUAAGAGACAACAUUCGAUGUUGACUGUAGAAGGGAACAAGAGCUAUUCCUAGUCGCAGCUGUGUUUCAAUCAACGGUGGCUGAUCAAAUGUCGUUGCAGGAGGUUUCAGUCCAGACUUUGUUAACACCCUAAGUACCAGCACCAGUCGGGACAUCCAUUGUCAGAUCAGGGGCAGCUCACCUUAAGAAACAACGUUCGGUGUCGGCUAUACAAGGGAACAAGAGCUAUUCCAUAGUUCGAGUUUAUUCGAUUUCUUAUAUUUGAAUUUGAUUUUUUGUGUGGUUUUAUGUUCGAUAUUUGUGCUUUGAAUUAAAAAAAAUUAAUAUAAAAAUUUAAAAAUUAAGAGUGCUUGAAUUUAUUCAUUCAA